Molecule: messenger RNA, 3635 nt
Organism: Tetranychus urticae (two-spotted spider mite)
Lineage: Eukaryota; Metazoa; Arthropoda; Arachnida; Trombidiformes; Tetranychidae
Gene: Efa6
Product: Exchange factor for Arf 6
Biological process (GO): regulation of ARF protein signal transduction
Molecular function (GO): phospholipid binding; protein binding; guanyl-nucleotide exchange factor activity
Source: RefSeq, a predicted model, not a curated record
AUUAUUAAUGGAUGUCAUCAGUUUUAAAAGAGUUGUUUAUCUGUGCUUUGAAUUAAUUGUGGAUUCACUUGGAAAGGCUAAGAGAUGGCGUUGAAAUUGACAAUAACCGGUUAAAAUAGUAACUGAAGGGGAGUGUAACAAUCUCGGUUAAAGUAACCAGUUGUGGCAACUUUUGUUUUUCUGGUUUAUCAAGUUGUAUGAGAUUUAUUAUCUUUAUAGCAAAACAAACUUGCUGCAAUCUAGCUUCUGUCAAUCUGAUCCUUUCCCCCCUCAUUAUUACCUUUUUUGGUAUCUCAAAGUAAAAUAUGUCCAUUUUUAUCCUACUACAUGCCAAGCUGUUUUAGCUUUUCUUCCUUACUCUAAACUAGUCUGUAAAUCGAAGUCGCUGGAUGUACCGAUUUUCAUUUGUUUUGCUUUUUGUUUACCUGUUUUGUUUGUAUCAUGUUUUUAAACCAUCAUUCACUGUCUAAGCUAUUUUGAUGUCAUUUCAUCUAAUUUUUUCUCUAAACUCUUACAUCUUUGCCCAUGUUUAUGACUUAUUGCUCCCUUAUCAACUCACUCCCUCUUUACUCUGAAUUUUCUUCCAAAGAAUCAUCAUCACCCAGUAAGUUAUCAUCAUCAACAGGAGGAGGAGGAGGAGGAGGAGAUGCUGAAUUAGCCUCAGGAGCAGCUACUCAAAUAAUAUCAACAACAAAAUCAGCGAAUACUUCUACUUGUAGUGGAAUGGAUCAAAGAGAAUCAAGCAUGUCUAAAGGCUGCUCUUUAAGUAAUGUAUCCAGUGGAUUAGAAGCCAUUAAACCUGUGUCUCGAGAUUAUUCAAAUGGAUCAUCACCAUGUAUUCCUAGAUAUACUAACAAGGAUAAUCAAAUACCCGUUCUCUCUUAUAAAGGUUUACGCCAUCAACAACACCAUUCACAUCCAUCACCUAAUCAUCGUAAACAUGUGGCAACACCCUCCUGGUCAUCUUCAUAUGCCUCUUCUGAAAUUUCCUCUGAUUCUACAUCAGAUUCUGCCAAUGAGUCAACUCAUCCUGUCAAUGUUUCACCCAAUGUUACAUUAAAUGGUCCCUGUGUUUCUAGUGAAAGUAAAACAGUAACAGUGACUGUAACAACAACCAAAACAACAUCAUCAUCAUCAACAAUACCAACAACAACGUCAGCCACACUCAAUAAUAAUCGUGCCCAUCACUAUAGUCAUCAUCAUAAUAACAACAUUGGUAAUAAAGGAUCUAAUCAUAAACUACCAUGUUCACCAAAUGUGAACUCCAUCAGAUAUCCAUCUUUUUUCCCUCUUGAUGCUAAAAAUCCAGAUAACUUCAAUAAUUCUGAUAUGGGUAAAGCAAAUUUUUAUGAACAUUUUGAAUAUCAAUACCAACAACGCCAAAAGUAUCAACAACUCUUCCACCAAAAGCUUUGUGAUGAUUUAGUUGGAAAUGAUCUUGAUCAACAAAACCAGCAACAUCGACAAACUUCGCCCAAUCUACCCACCACACCAACAUCCAUGGAAGGAGAGCAACAACAAGAACAGCAAGAACAGCCAGUACAGCUUUUACAGCAAGUACAGCAAGAGGAACAAGAAGAGGAAGAACAAUCAGAACAGUCAGAACAAGGAUUACACCAAGAAGAAGAACUGAGAACCUCUCAUCAGAAAAUUUGUGAUAAUGAAGAAAAUAAUUUCGACCAAGAACAGCAUCAAGCCUUACCUAGCUCAGUAGAAGAAGAGAAACAACCGCAAGACCAAGAACAAGAAUCGCAACAAUCAGAUGAAGCAGAAAAUGAGCCAAACCAAGAGACAACUUCUCAGGAAAACCAAGAAACCUCUUGUCCAGUAUUGAAUUUAAACACAUCUUCAAUUUCAUCGUCAUCCUCUUCGACUUCUGAAAAUGAAUCAAGCUCAGAAGAUGAAAUGGAGAUACCCGAGAAUUGUCACUAUUCACCACCCAAAAGUAUCGAUCGAGAUGCUGCUUCCCGAUUAGCCAAACGUUUAUAUCAUUUAGAGGGUUUCAAACGUUCCGAUGUUUGUCGCCAUCUUUCCAAAAAUAACGAUUUCUCUCGGACAGUUGCCGAAGAGUAUCUUAAAUUUUUUGAUUUUAAAGGUGAUAAAUUGGACGAUGCCUUGAGAAAAUUUUUAGCCUCAUUUUGUUUGAUUGGAGAGACCCAAGAAAGAGAAAGGGUUUUACAACAUUUCAGUAAACGUUAUCUUGAUUGUAAUCCAGAUUCAUUAAAGUCAACCGAUGCUCUUCAUACCCUUACCUGCGCCAUAAUGUUACUUAACACCGAUCUCCAUGGUGAGAAUGUUGGCCGUAAAAUGACCUGCAACGAAUUCAUUGAUAACCUUUCUGAUCUCAAUGAUGGACAAGAUUUUCCUCGAGAUGUUCUUGUCUCAAUAUACCAAUCAAUAAAAGUGGAACCAUUACAAUGGGCUCUUGAUGAUGACUUAUCCAUGCUCAAUGGAGUCAACCGUCGUCUACUUGACUCUGGAAGUGGAUCUUCUUCCAGCCUUAAUCCAGCCAUUCUGGGUAACAAUCCUUUCCUUAAGCUGCCCAAUCCCAAUACAGCAACUGAAUAUAAGCGAGGUUACAUCAUGAGAAAAUGCUGUUUCGAUAUGAACGGUAAACGAACACCUUUCGGUAAACGAGGUUGGAAAAUGUUUUACGCCACUUUACGAGAUUUGGUUCUAUUUUUGCACAAAGAUGAACAAGGUUUUCGUAAAAAUCAACUUUAUGAAUCUUUGCACAAUUCAAUCAGAAUCCAUCAUGCACUUGCUACACCAGCUACUGAUUACACCAAGAAACAGCACGUUUUCAGGUUGCAAACAGCAGAUCAAAGUGAAUACCUUUUCCAGACAAGUGAUGCACAGGAACUUCAAUCUUGGGUCGAUACAAUUAAUCUGGUCGCUGGAACCUUAUCGGCUCCACCUCUCCCAUCUUCUGUGGGAUCCCAUGCUAAAAAGUUUCAAAAGCCUUUAUUACCCAGUAGCCAUACUAAAUUUAAUACUAAAGAGCAAGUGGCCGAUCAUGAAAUGAGAAUCCAACGGAUUGCUCAGGCUCUUGAAGACCACGUUUCCAAGCAUCCAGAUAAAGGAGCUCAACGACGGGUACUCAACGAAUACGCUGAGAAACAAAGUUACCUUGAAUUUGAGUUAAAACGAUAUUCAACAUAUGCUUCAAUUUUGCGCAGCAAGUUGCAGCAAGCUUUUGGAAGUGGAGCUUUGCUUGAAGGACCAAACAAGUUAACCUCAUUUUCAGCCAGUAAAUCAAAGCCAUUAACCCAACUUUCAAUUGGUGAAGAGCAGGACAUUGAUGAGGAGAAAUGGGCUGAAGAAGGUCAUGAAUAUCAAGGACAAGUCACCGUUAAACCCGUUUCUCGAUCUCAUCGGGUUUCCCAUCGGAAAGACAUCAGAUGAGUUGAUGAUUGGUACCAAGCAAAAGUCGAAUUUUUCAUCUUUUCUUUUUUGUAUGGUUUCAUUGUAUUAAUAAUGUAAAAGUAACGCGAAAGGAAAUUAUUGUAACAUGUAAAAGAGUUAACUAUUGAUUGAUACACAAGACAAAUGGACAACAGUUAUUUAGUUAGUCACAUUGAUAUUCAAGGUUAACAUUUAAACAGUUCUAAUAAAUAUUCAGUCAAUCUUUUUCA